CAAAAACCUGACGUAAAUGACAAAUUCACUCAUUUCUGGGUUACUUUUUAAAUGAACAAACAAUAAAGCACAAUGGCAGUGGGAUCAGUUAAACCAUUAUCUCUCCCUACACCAUUUAGGCCCCACGACUACGCUUACGAUCCCUUAUUCGUGGUCUCUGGUCCCAAAGAUCACUACAAAGCUGCAUUAUUGGCAAAACUAUCUACUGCAAAAUUUCAAAUAUGUCCAAUUUUUGCAAACAUGUUCUCGGAUUUGCCAAACCACCCUCGCAAACAAUACAUCCGACGCAAAUCUGCCCACUUACCCCCUAGUGGUAGAAGUUACAAGUCGAGACUUCAACCAAACCUUGAUCAACUGUAUUCAAAAAAACCGGAUGUGAUUGGUGCAGAUCGAGCCAAAUAUUUCCACUUCCCCAAAACUAGCAUUGGAGGGGAUUUAGUUCCCGAACUGCAGCUCCAUUAUACAACACCUAGGGAUAAAUCUCCUUCCGUUGUUAAAGUGGAACCGAAGAAUCAAAAUAAGAAAAUUCAGACGGAGUUUAGGGAAUCCUCGGUUCAAACUUCUCCUUGGGAACCCUCAUUUGUGUUCAAGGGGGAUACUCCGCCCGAAUUGUUAAAACUUGAUUUUCUUAAAUGGGGUAGUGGUUUGCCCCCUGGCAUGCACGAGGUGCAACUCCUGGAGAGAGCUAGAAUGAAGAGAGCUUGGGAAGAAAGGUGCGAAGUUAGAACUGCUGAAGACUUGGAGAAAAGGAGGACUAUUAUAGCAGCUAUGGAACGAGACGAGUGGGCUUUCAGAGAACAAGAAAUACAAGAUAUUCAAGAUCUCAGACUAAAACUUUUAGAAAAAAUGUUAAAUGAGCUUCACGAAAAGUCAAAAAACAGAAGUGAGGCCAAAUUGAGAAUGUUUGCCGAGAUGAAAUAUGCUGAGAAAGAACAAAAAUUGAAGAAAUUGCGUGACAAAACAAAACGAGAACUGCGAAAGUUAGAUUUGAAGCAUGCUGGAAUUGAACAGAAGUACCACUCUGUUAACAUUGUGGAAGAACAUGGCAACCACGCCUCCGAGAUUUACGGUCCUCUGAUGAGGCACGGCGAACAUCCGAAACGUUGGCACUUAGUAAUCGACGAAGCGCUCACACGCUUUAAAGCUCAAUUUGCCGGUGUUGAAGACUUCAACACUUUACCAACAUGGCUCAAUAGAGCAACGAAAAUAAAAGACUGCAUGUGUUUGAAAAUGAAAGGCACACGUCUGUGCAUGAGAGAAACAAAAUGGACAGCUCCUGUAUUGAAAAAGCUUCAUGAGGAGCUUUUAGCACUACGAAAGCACGAUCUUAAACCUUGCACUUUAAUUAAGAAAAUUCAAACUCCACCUUCUGCAAUUAGCACGCCUGAAGUUGAAGGCAUUCCUGACGGCGAUGAAGACUUUUACCAAGCAAUGGUGUUGAUACAAUCGAUUAUAAAAGGACGAGCGGCUCAAAUGCAUAUAUAUGAAGGUCGUGAGAGAUGUAGAGAGUUAAUCCAAGAACUGAAAUAUUCAAGUGGCCUCUUAGUUGAAGAAAACGUCCAAAUACAUGACUAUAAAUUAAAAAUAAAAUUGCAACAAAGAAAUGAACAAAUCGCAUUAGAAAAAGUAAAAAUGAUCAAAUAUUUUGUCACUAUUCAAUCUUUCCAGCUUUUCAGAUUACGAGAAAGUCUGGAUGAGCUCCAAAGUAGCGUAGUUGGAUCAUUGUUAGAUUUUCUUAACAAAGAGUUGCGUCGAUUACUUGAAGAGCGUCGAGCCCAUGCCAUUUGUAUUCUUCUUGAACGUGAAAGAUAUGACCGAGAAGCAGCUGAAGCUGGUCGCAGACAAGUCGAAUUAAGACGUAGACGUGAACACGAUGAAAUGUUCAAACAAAUUGUCAAAAUCCAACAAGAAACUGUUGAUUUAUAUCUUGAGGAUAUUAUCAAGGAAAGUAUGGAAUUUACGUCUGAAGAAGAAGCGAGAAUGUACAUCGAAGGUCUGGCGAGGAAAAUUGAUGAAGAGGCGUAUAGAAUAAAGGAGGCCACAAAUAUAACCAUCAACGACGAAGAAGAAAUCGUGGCGGACCUCGUCCACCACUUCGUCGUCCCGGAAGUGCAAAAGCAAAUAAUCCGUCAGAAAAUCCAGAGAAAACAACGCGAAAAAUUAAGAGCAGUCCACGACUCUGUUUAUUCCGAAAUCGAAGAAGUAAACAUCAUCCAAGUGCCGGAGCAAUCAGAUCAAACAAGUGAUCAAACUGAUCAAGAAUAUAAUUUGGUUGGAAGUAGCAAAAAGUUUCGACAACAGUCCAUUCCCGGUGGUAUUGUUGAAGACAGACACUUUAGUAUCAUUCAUGAAGCGACUCAUGACACCACUUCUCACGUCAGUUCUGAAGGGAAACGUCGUCAAAGUGAUACAAGUAGCAAAGUUAGUAAAGGUCAUCGCACGUCUAAAACUAAGCACGAAGAAGAUUCACUUGAUCACGAAUGAAUAAAUUUUAUUAAAUUAUUUAAAGUACACAAUUAAACUGGUUUAU
Molecule: messenger RNA, 2530 nt
Organism: Tribolium madens (black flour beetle)
Lineage: Eukaryota; Metazoa; Arthropoda; Insecta; Coleoptera; Tenebrionidae
Product: cilia- and flagella-associated protein 91-like
Exons: 10
Coding region: 73-2484 (803 amino acids)
Source: RefSeq, a predicted model, not a curated record